CAAUGGUUCAACCUAAUGGCCAUCCGCACCCGCCACCUCUCCAUCUUCUCCCACCCACCCGCCUUCAACAAACGCACGCAAAACCUCCUCCUCUUCCCCGCUAUUCUCUUCGCCUUAGGCAUGGCCGUCUUCUGGCUCUAUAUCCCCCCGUUGCAGCGUGUGUUGGACACGACGAGUGUUCCCGUAGAGUAUUAUUUCCUGCCUGCGGCUUUUGGGUUGGGGAUUUUGAUCCUCGAUGAGUUGAGGAAGGCGGGCGUGAGGAGGUGGCCGGGGGGUGUGUUGGAUCGGUUGGCUUGGUGA
Molecule: messenger RNA, 300 nt
Organism: Aspergillus ibericus CBS 121593
Lineage: Eukaryota; Fungi; Ascomycota; Eurotiomycetes; Eurotiales; Aspergillaceae
Exons: 1
Biological process (GO): sodium ion export across plasma membrane; intracellular sodium ion homeostasis; proton transmembrane transport
Molecular function (GO): P-type sodium:potassium-exchanging transporter activity
Source: RefSeq, a predicted model, not a curated record